Messenger RNA from Solanum verrucosum, 513 nucleotides. Its product is annotated as agamous-like MADS-box protein AGL28. Gene Ontology annotation, molecular function: protein dimerization activity; DNA-binding transcription factor activity, RNA polymerase II-specific; RNA polymerase II cis-regulatory region sequence-specific DNA binding. NCBI's taxonomy places the organism in Eukaryota, Viridiplantae, Streptophyta, Magnoliopsida, Solanales, Solanaceae. Bases 1 to 513 code for a protein of 170 amino acids. The transcript has a single exon. The record is from RefSeq and is a predicted model, not a curated record. Gene Ontology annotation, biological process: regulation of transcription by RNA polymerase II.
AUGGCAGAAAAAAAGACCCUAGGACGUCAGAAGAUUUCGAUGGCCAAAAUAGAAAAUGAAGAUGAUUUAUACUCAUCAUUUUCAAAGCGUCGGGAAACUUUAUACAAGAAAGCAAGCGAUAUGAUUAGAAAAUAUGACAUUGAUGUGGGAAUAGUAACAUUUUCCCCCUCUGAUAAUCCUUUCUCAUUUUUUCACCCUACAAUUGAUGUUGUUGUUGAUCGAUUUUUUAGUCCAUAUACACAGGGAAGUGAAACUAGUUGCCUUAACAUUGCAAACACUCGGACUAGAAUCAAAGAGAAACAAGUUGAACUGGAAGAUCUCGAGAUCAUAAAAGAGACUUUAGCUAAUCAGACAACAGACGAGACUGACAUAGAGGAAAUGUGGGAACAAAUUAAGGAAUUUAAUCCAGUGGAUUUGAAAAAAUUUGAAAGUCGAUUGGAUGAAGUUGAUUUGAUGCUGAAAAAUGUUGUUGCUUCUUCUAUUGCACAAGCUCCUCAAGAAAAUGCUAAUUAA